AUGCCACAAAAGGGCCGGUACUACCACACCUGGCUUUUCAGGAUGCGCUCUAACCCAAUCACAAUCUACUAUGGAAAAAUUCUCACAUAUAACCAUUUUUUACGAAACGAACAACUCAAUAAGGUUACUGUUUCCAGAGCUUUUUAUGAAUUAUGGAAGCACAAGGACAUACAAUCGGAAGAAAAUGAUUGCAACCAUCUUUUUAAGAUUUUAAAUGAGUUGUUGACAGAAGAUCUAGAUAAUGAAAGAAAGAAUCAUCUCAAAUCAUUACAAACUAUUGACAAGAGCCAGUGCAAAUUCAUAAUUGCGCCUUCCGAAACAAGAAGACAUAAGGAAUGGAUUGAGAGUGAAAACAACAGGGUGAUAACAGCAACAAAUAUAACAGACACGCUUCUGCAAGAAACUAAAAGGAAUGUCUUUCGUAAAAUUUCUAAAGCUUCGGAGAAUGCACUUGUAGACGUUAUAACACGUAUUAUAGAGGCAUCGAUAUAUCAAAUGCCAGUUGACUUUGACAUCGAAGUAACGAGAAAUGAUCGUCAAAGUAUUGCCAGCAAAAAACGAAAAAAUCGACAAGAGACCAGUUCAAGAGGCAACAAACCUGACUUAAUGAUUCGCGCAUUUUUCAAAAAUAAGUGGAACGAACUCGCAUAUGUCGAAAGUGGGAAAUGGAGAUCAACAGACACAAAAACCCUUAAUGAUCAUAACAAGCUAGCUCGUUUAAGCUUAGACGGAUAUACCGAUAUGUCAAAAAAAACUAAAAAGAACGAGCUAUAUAAAUUUUGUAUUAUAUUUGGUAUCAAUAUUACAGAUGACCAUUGUAUUGUUAUACAUGGGUUUUUGCGAGAAAAAGGUAUAAAAUUUUAUCUCCCUAUCAUCAAAGCCAAGAUUCCCUUUCAUAACGAAACAGUGGAUGAAGUUGAAGAAUUUGUGCAUGCGUUAUUAAUUUUGCGGAACGGAAUAUUGGUAAAUCUUCAUGAAACCAGUCAUAUUUUAGAUGUUUUAAUAUUGUUAGCAAUAUAA
Molecule: messenger RNA, 1020 nt
Organism: Acaulospora morrowiae
Lineage: Eukaryota; Fungi; Glomeromycota; Glomeromycetes; Diversisporales; Acaulosporaceae
Source: the annotation of a GenBank genome assembly